This is a messenger RNA of Pelodiscus sinensis (Chinese soft-shelled turtle), 1844 nucleotides long. Lineage: Eukaryota; Metazoa; Chordata; Testudines; Trionychidae. The record is from RefSeq and is a predicted model, not a curated record.
UUUUAAAAAUCCAGCUUUGUUAUUAUUCAAAAAAGAGGUGUUCUUUACCUUUUCUUUCUCUCUUUAUCUUUCAGCCUAUUGGUGUGAACCAGUUGACAUUUGCCCAGAGAAGCGGAGCUCUUAAGUGUCUAAUCUAUAUGGCAGAUUCAUGUAUGGUUGAAUCACUCUUUAAGAAAUCUGUUGAGCAAGUAAAGUAUUUUCUGAAAUGCCUCAUUUUCCUGGCAGAGUUUGAAACACUGAACAUUCCAUAUACCUAUGAAUCCUUUCAUGAGAGUCCUAAAGAAGGAAUAAUUAGAGGACUAUGGAAAAACCAUAGCCAUGAACCCAAGGUUGUUAGACUGGUGACAGAACUUAGUUUAGAAUAUAAGGUGUAUGAUCCUCAACUCUGGAGUGACUUACUGCAUAAACUACUUGAUUUCAACAUGAUUCAUUACCUAAGAAAAGUUCUCAUAGCAAUUACUGGAGUACCUUCAUUAUGGCAGAUUCCUUGCCUUAAUCGAGCUUGGAGAAGUGUAAUUCUGGCACCAUUUCUAGUAGCUUCUUGUCCACCAAGUCAUAAGCAGCUAGAGGCAUGCUGUGAAUGUUUUGUACUUCUAUUGAAGUGUCCUAAUGUAGCUGAUCUAGAUAUAAUUGGAAUUGCAAGGCAAUAUGCACAGUUGAAUCUUCCAGCUUUUGCUUUAGGAUGCCUGCUGCUGAUUCCCCAAUCCAAGAAGAGAGAGCAACAGAUUCAGGGUUUCCUGUCUUCAUGUAAUCUGGAGACUGUUCUGCAGCAAGUAGAUGAACACAUGAACACUGGUGAGGUAGCAGGCUUUGCAUCACAGAUUAGAUGUUUAAUUCUGAACAACAUCAUAAAAGAGAAACAAUAUGACAGAUUUUUUAAAACAAAAUACUUCCCAUUAUUGAAGCUACAAGUGAUGAACACUGAAAGAGUGAAAGAAUUAGUGGAUUACCUUGCCAACAAGAACUGCCUGGAUGAUGCAGUAGCCCUAAUAGUAGAAUAUCAAAAUCAAUGUGGAAAUCACAUUCUGGCAGAUAGGUCAUCUCGUGAUAUUUUGACGAUGUUCCUGAGUGGAUCAGAAUAGACUACGGUAUUCGCUUACUCAAAACAGCUACCCAGAGGAGCAAGUAACUUGAUCUAUAUCCCUUCUCUUCCGGUGGCAAGAUUGCGUCAAACUCUGUUGAUCAUGUGCAUUAUUUUUAAAACGGAACUCAGCUGAAAUUUAAGUACCCUUUUAAUAAAAGAUACAAUUCAGUUUUUACAGACCUAGGUCAGCUAACAGACAUUCACCUUUAAGUGUGCUAUCCAUAGUAAAGAGUUAAAAGCUCAAUUUACGUUCCUCUCCUCCACUUCCCCCAUCCAUAUAAUUUUUAAUUUAUUCUCAAUCAUUUCCAGCUUGUAAGUGAUGUCAAUCUUUUAAACUUCAUGUAACUAGAGAAAGGAAGAUGAACUCAUUCCUUUGGCUUUCUAAUUCUCUAUCACGUUUUUAUGUUGUGUUUUUUAAACAUUUCCUAUAUAGGUUGCACCUCUCUGGUCCAGUAUUGUCAAGACCUGACCAGUGCCAAACAAGAGAAUUUCCUAAGCCAGGGAAAGGGAAUGCAAAGAGCCAGCGAGUCUCUGUCUGGUGUCUGCUUUUGUGUGUAUGGAGUGGGGUGGGGAAGGGAAUGCUACAAGUCACACUGCCUGUGAAUCCAAGCAGCCGGAGGGGGGUCUCAGCUUUCCGCAGGCAGUGGGGAGUUGGUAUUGGGGCUGCUCCGGGUGCCGAGACUAGUGGGCUGUGAGGAGUUUGGAAAUGUUCUGGCUGCUGAGACCUGUGGGAAGGGGAGAGCUGUGGCUGGGGGCUGGG